CCCCAUACUUACUCCGCCAACUUCACGCCGCGAGUCCAUCUCCGAGUUUCAAGAGUACCAGCUUUCCCACAGCAUCAACAAUCAUGGCCGACGCACAGUUUGACAGUGCACUGGACCUGCUCCGCCGCCUAUCACCGCGUGACACCAAGCGCAAUCUGCAAGCAAUCACCACUAUCGUUCCAGACUUGACAGAAGACCUUCUUGCCUCUGUCGACCAGCCGCUCGAGAUCCGACGAUGUGCUAAGUCGAACCGUGAUUAUCUACUCUGCGACUACAACCGUGACGGCGACAGCUACCGGUCGCCAUGGAGCAACGAAUUCGAUCCCCCAAUCGAGGACGGAACUGUGCCCAGUGAGAGAGUCAGGAAAUUGGAGGUCGCUGCGAACGAGGCAUUCGACGUGUACCGCGAGCUGUACUAUGAGGGCGGAGUCGGCAGUGUCUACUUCUGGGAUCUGGAUGACGGCUUCGCAGGGGUUGUGUUGCUCAAGAAAGCGGUUACUCCCGGCUCAAAGAGCUCCGGCGCAUGGGACAGUAUCCAUGUCUUCGAGGCGACCGAUCGUGCACGCAUGUCCCAUUACAAGCUUACAAGUACCGUCAUCCUGCACCUAGCCAGCGAAACGGAUGCGCUUGGAGAGAUGGAUCUUAGCGGAAACAUGACCAGACAGGUCGAAGCAGACCUUCCUGUCGAGUCGGACGCCAGCCAUGUUGCCAACGUGGGCAGAUUGGUUGAAGAUAUGGAAUUGAAGAUGAGGAACUUGCUACAGGAGGUUUAUUUCGGAAAGGCAAAGGACGUUGUAGGCGACCUGCGAAGCCUGGCACCCUUAUCGGAGACGUCCCGUGAGAGAGCGACUCACAGGGAGAUGAUCAACUCUAUGAAGAGGUAGUAUAAGAGAGCAAUGUCUUGUCAAUAUCAUACCCAUUAGAACGUUAAGGCUGUUCGAAUCAACAUCGGCAUAUGUUUUUCAUAUUGAGCCCGAGAGACUUUGGCCCUCUUUAAGUAACUAUGUGCCCACCGCAAUGUUUUUGGUGUAGUGGUCAGAUUGUCCUCGUCGCAAAAGAAUGUCUAACCACAUAAGGAAACGGUUAAGCUUACAAGUACAAGCAACCCUCUUUCUCUAGGAUGCAGGUCACGCUCUUUUCUGCAGUUUAAUGACUGGCUAAGAAA
Paecilomyces variotii is the source of this 1165-nucleotide messenger RNA. Its product is annotated as F-actin capping protein beta subunit. The transcript has 5 exons. Gene Ontology annotation, cellular component: cytoplasm; actin cortical patch; F-actin capping protein complex. Lineage: Eukaryota; Fungi; Ascomycota; Eurotiomycetes; Eurotiales; Thermoascaceae. Gene Ontology annotation, molecular function: actin filament binding. Gene Ontology annotation, biological process: barbed-end actin filament capping; cell morphogenesis; actin cytoskeleton organization. The record is from RefSeq and is a predicted model, not a curated record. The coding region runs from base 84 to 884 and encodes 266 amino acids.